This is a messenger RNA of Pseudoliparis swirei, 822 nucleotides long. RefSeq names its product sialic acid-binding Ig-like lectin 14. NCBI's taxonomy places the organism in Eukaryota, Metazoa, Chordata, Actinopteri, Perciformes, Liparidae. The record is from RefSeq and is a predicted model, not a curated record. The transcript is spliced from 6 exons.
AUGGAGCUGAAGUUGUGCUUGUCCUUCCUGUUGUUACAUGUGAUCCAUGUCCAGUCUUCUCACGGCCAAUGGUUAGUAAACGUACCGUCAAGGAUUCCCGUCGUGCAGGGCUCCUGUGUGGUUAUUCCCUGCAGCUUCACCUACCCCAGGCCCACCUCAAGGCAGACCCUGAACAGGUGGAAAGGGUUCUGGAAAAUUGGGAGAAAGGUUGUCUCAACCUCUCUCCCCAGAUGGAAACUACCUGUGGAAUACAAAAGACGGAGCAAGUUUUUGGGAAAUCUGGCAGCACACAACUGCACCAUGCUGCUGGAGCAUGUCAGGACAACUGAUGUCGGCCCUUUCUACUUCAGGAUUGAAAUGCCACAGUACAAAAGCUUCUCCUACACAAUGAAUCCAGUAUACAUUGAUGUUUUACGCAAACCAGCGCCUCCAUCUCUGUCUGUGGAUGUGAAAGCAAAAGUAACUGCCCACUGCUCUGUGUAUCACUCCUGUCCAAUGACUCCCCCCAAAUUCUCCUGGAGCCAAUCUGGAACCAUCAGCUCCCGGUCAAAGUGGCUGAAUGGGUGGCAGUGGAAGAGGACGUCGACCCUGACCUUUCCCCUUCGACCCACUACCUUCAACCAGACGUUAAACUGCACGGUGCGGUACAGCGGAGGGAAGCAGGCGACGAGUACAGAAAACUCCAACCACAUCCUCAUUCUAACAGUGGUGGCAAUUGGUACAGCUGUGCUCUUUGCCGUCUUUAAGAAUUAAUUUUAACGCUUUGCAGAACUCCAAAGUGGGGAUGGCAGCAUGUGGAACCGGCUGUUCCAGCUGUCUUAA